Molecule: messenger RNA, 1633 nt
Organism: Daldinia loculata
Lineage: Eukaryota; Fungi; Ascomycota; Sordariomycetes; Xylariales; Hypoxylaceae
Product: Ecdysteroid kinase-domain-containing protein
Exons: 2
Coding region: 37-1374 (445 amino acids)
Source: RefSeq, a predicted model, not a curated record
AUCAGACUUAUAAAUCCGUAUUUACUCUAAAAGCCAAUGCGUUUCUCAGCUUUCAAAAUCACAGCCACCGCCAUAUCCAUAGUCAUAGCCAUAGUCAUGCGCUAUGUUGUUCAGAAUCAAAUUAAGCCCGAGCGCGUGGCUACCAUCAUGCUAUCAUGGCACUCUCUUGAAUUAGUCUCGUGUAGGAAAAUGCAAACAUUAUGGGCAGGGUACGGAUACAUCUACGAGGUCAAAGCUCGAGCUAUUAGUGAAGAAGCUGCAGCCGAACUUCGUAGGAUAUGCGGUCCUAAUAUUCCUAAUACUAAGAAGAGCGAAGAAGUAUUUCCUCUAAUCCUAAAAUACAUCGCGCCCCCGCAGGAAAAUCCGGAUUUCGAAGAUGAAGGCCAUUUACGAAAACUAAUGAGCUAUGGAGUUGAGCAAUACUUUUACAGCUCCGUCGCCCCGUUAUUAGAGGAGGGCACCGCCGUGGCUCACUGUGUUACUACGACACUAGAGUCUCAUGGGAAACCUGGCGCUGAGAUGCUCCAAGGUCUAACAGCAACAAUCAUGUCUGACCUAAGACCUAAAUUUCCUAUUGCCGGAGAGAAAAGGUCAGAACUCAAUGAGAAGCAGGUCUAUGCUGCAAUAGAUUGGCUCUCUAGUUUUCACGGAGCUAGUCGGAAAUUAGUGCCCGGAAAUCUGCGAGAAUACUUGUACCCUCCUCUCAAAGAAGCCGAGAGACGACGGAAUGGGGAUGACUCCGGGAAGAAGUUGUGGCUUAAUGGAGGGUAUACAUAUCUUGCCACUCGCCGUGCAGAAUAUGCUACCCUUGCCGAAGAAGACUCGGAGUGGUCUACGCUUUGCGUGCCAGUCACUCCGGGCGGACAGUCCAUCUCCGAGAUGGUGGCCAACUUUCUAACUCCACGUGGCCGAGAGUAUGAAACCAUCAUCCAUGGAGACGUCAAAUCCGAGAAUUUAUUUACGACUGAGCCCGGUCACAAGGUUGCAUUGUUCGAUUUUCAAUAUGUCGGUCUCGGGUUAGGUGCCUGCGAUCUAGCUAAAUUAUUUACUUGUUCAGUUCCACUAGAACUACUUAUAGACGAGAGUAAUAUCCCCCACAAGCUCCCGAUGGGUAAGGGCGAGGAAACGCUCCUUGCAUAUUAUCAUUCGAGAUUAACCAAUGACUUCAAAGACGCUGAAGGAAGAAAGCAGGAAUACGACUGGAGUCUAUUCGUUCGGCAUUGGGAGACUGCACUAGUUGAUUGGCUGAGAUUCCAGGCUUCGUGGGGUUUCUGGGGCAACACGGAAUGGCUCGAGGCCAGAGUUCGAUCUAUUCUGAAGGAUCAACAGUGGAGAGAUUGGCUUCAAGAGAGCCUGGACUUGGGACCUGAGUAGACAUUUACGUUGUCAAUGCUAACUAGAAGAAACGCUUUAUCCUAUGAGAUGAGAUAGGUAAUCAUGGAGGCUGGACUAGAUUAUUUCCGAGUGGAGUAAAUGAAUAUAACAAUGCGUUGUCUAUUGUUUUCGUAAGCUAAUAUUAGUAUUCAAGUUGGAGGCUCCCGGACGGGACGGGACGCUACGUUGGGAGCAGCUAUUUCAUAUUUAGCCGAGAAGAUUUAUGCGUGAGCGGCUUGACCUAGAACGUCGCGGCGUU